Messenger RNA from Camelus dromedarius (Arabian camel), 3110 nucleotides. Its product is annotated as cytidine and dCMP deaminase domain-containing protein 1-like. Gene Ontology annotation, molecular function: catalytic activity. NCBI's taxonomy places the organism in Eukaryota, Metazoa, Chordata, Mammalia, Artiodactyla, Camelidae. Gene Ontology annotation, cellular component: cytoplasm. The record is from RefSeq and is a predicted model, not a curated record.
UGUGAAAGCUAUUGGAAUAUCAUAUAAGGGAAUAAAACAGCACUCUUGAGAGUAUUAAACAUCAGAACUAAAUAAUUUCAGGUCUUAGAUGUUUCUUAGCUGUAAUAAUAUGAAAUUUUAUGUUUUUGUAUACUUUAUGGGGGCUGAGUAAAUUUAAAUCUAGUAUUUGAGGUUCUUGGGAUCUUGUGAUCCUAGAAAUUCUCCUGUUAAACUGUUACGGGUGUCUCAGCUUCCCUGGGAAUGCUUUAAUUUGUCAGAGUCCACCUUUAUGGGCAGUUUUCUUAGAGAAAUGUAACUAGGUAGCAUUUAAGACAUAGUCACAUCAUUUAAAGGAUUAUAAUUUCUUGUAAUCUCAGGACUAUAGAUGUUUAUAUUUUGGAAGCAUUUUAAACCUUUCUCCUUAAUCACCUAGAAGUAAAAGAAAAGAAGAGAGAGAAGAAGUGGAGAGGAAGGGAGGGAUGGAAGCAGGGAGGGGGGCAGGGAGAGAGAGAGAGAGAAAGAAAAAAGGAGAGAGAGAAAAGAAGGAAAGGAAACGGAAAGAGGGAAGGAAGGAAUGAAAAAAUGAAGGAAAAAUGAAGAGUUGGAGUCAGGUCCUUGCCUUAGCUCACAGUCUUGUGGGAAAAAUAAAAGUAAGAAAAAACUGCUAUGAGAGUUCAGAAAUUGUAUGUCAAACUGUUUCUUUCAAUACUGGAGAAAACUGGCUGGGAGGAGCUGAGAGGUAGAGUUGCUGGGGCAAAGAUCAUGCCGGAAAGCCAAAGGUUUCCUGGGCAGCAGAGGCCGGUGGGCUUGGGAUGAAAGAAGCAGGGCAGAUGCAAAAUCUGGAGAGCGCGGGGGCCGGAUGGCCAGUCAGCACCCAGACUGGCAGCAUGACCGGUGAAAUACCAAGGCUUUCUAAAGUCAACCUCUUCACUCUGCCCAGCCUCUGGAUGGAGCUCUUCCCAGUGGUCGGAACCCAAAGACAAAAAUCUCAGGAAAAAGAGGAGGGAAAGCAUGGAGCCUUAGGAGAUAAUGAAGAGAUGACCAGAGUAUCUCCUGACAAAAAACAGGUUAAGAGAACUGGUCUUGUGGUGGUGAAAAACAUGAAAAUUGUUGGCCUGCACUGUUCUAGUGAAGACUUACACGCUGGGAAAAUUGCUCUGAUAAAACAUGGAUCAAGGCUGAAAAACCGUGAUCUUUAUUUUUCCAGAAAGCCAUGUUCUGCUUGUUUGAAAAUGAUUGUAAAUGCUGGAGUAAACCGAAUUUCAUAUUGGCCUUCUGAUCCAGAAAUAAGUUUGCUUACUGAGGCUUCUAGUUCCGAAGAUGCAAAGUUAGAUGCCAAAGCAGUGGAAAGAUUGAAGUCAAACAGCUGGGCUCAUGUGUGUGUCUUACUUAUUCAGCCCCUGGUGUAUUACAUGGUGCAGUUUGUAGAGGAGACCUCUUACAAAUGUGACUUUAUUCAAAAAAUUUCAAGAACAUUGCCGGACACUAACAUUGACUUUUAUUCUGAAUGUAAGCAAGAAAGAAUAAAAGAAUAUGAAAUGAUAUUUUUGGUUUCCAAUGAAGAAAUGCAUAAGCAAAUACUGAUGACUAUAGGUUUGGAGAACCUGUGUGAAAACCCGUACUUUAGCAAUCUAAGGCAAAACAUGAAGGACAUUAUCCUCCUUUUGGCCACAGUAGCUUCCAGUCUGCCCAACUUUACACACUACGGGUUUUAUUGUCGCAAUACUGAACAGAUUAAUGAAGUUCACAAUCAAAGUCUGCCACAAGAAAUUGCAAGGCACUGCAUGGUUCAGGCCAGGUUAUUGGCAUAUCGAACUGAGGAUCAUAAAACAGGAGUUGGAGCAGUCAUCUGGGCAGAAGGAAAGUCUAGAAGUUGUGAUGGGACGGGCGCGAUGUACUUCAUAGGAUGCGGUUAUAACGCUUUUCCUGUUGGAUCCGAGUAUGCUGACUUCCCACACAUGGAUGACAAACAGAAAGACAGAGAAAUAAGGAAAUUCUGAUACAUUGUUCACGCCGAGCAGAAUGCCUUGACAUUUAGGUGUCAAGAAAUAAAACCAGAAGAAAGAAGUAUGAUUUUUGUGACAAAGUGCCCAUGUGAUGAAUAUGUACCUUUAAUUAAAGGUGCAGGUAUAAAACAGAUCUAUGCAGGGGAUGUAGAUGUUGGAAAAAAGAAGGCAGACAUCUCUUACAUGAGAUUUGGGGAACUUGAGGGUGUUAGCAAAUUUACAUGGCAACUGAAUCCAUCAUGAACUUGUGUUCUUGAGCAAAAUGAGCCUGAAAGUAGAGAGACCUGGAAAAAAAUUCCAUCUUUUUAAAAAUUUGUCAAGAAAAAAAAAGUAGGAAAAGAGAAGAAAGAAAAAAAUAUAUGUAUCUGAUUAAAGAAUGUAUUCAGUAACAAUGUUUGAAGGGGUGAGUUAAGAAUUCCGUGUUGUUAGGGAAAGGAUACAAAAAGCACUAACUAUAAAAAAAAAGAAUUAAAAAAAGGAUGAAUCAAUUAUGGUAAAAUUAAGAACAUCUGUUCAUCAAAAUAUACCAUUAAAAAAGUACAAAGGCAAGCCAUGAAAGAGUAGAUAUUUGCUGCUUAUAAUCAAGAUGGGGCUUUUAGCCAGGAUUUAUUGGUCCUAGAUCACUAAGGAAGAAGACAGGUGGUGGUUCCAAGUCCUGAGAUUGGAAGGAGGGGUCGUGAUGGGGAGGGGACAAAAGGAAGGCUUUUGCUUUGCUGGCAGUGUUUUAUUUCUUGACCUGGGUGAUAAUUAAAUGUAUGUUUGCUUUAAAAAAAAAUACUGGAGAAAACUGAAAAACAAAAACAGGCUGUGAUUCUUGAAACCAAAGAAAGAAAUUUUUUUUAUGGAAAAAAGGAGUGGAGUUGGGGACCUAUUCUAGAAAGAAGGAAUGGUGUGAAUUGGUUCUGUACCUACAGAUACAUACUGUUUUUGUUUGUUAUUCUAGUACCUAAGAACUUACAGUAUGAAAUCUAAAUGUUGUUUUAUUUAGUAAAUAUACAUUGAUAGCAUGUUUUACACAUACCAGUGUACUAGGGGAUAUGGAAGACUUGAGAAUAAGUCACAUCCAAUCUUGUCUUCACAAGCUGUCUGACAUAGUUGACAAACUCUAAGGAUGGGCACCCAAUC